Suillus subalutaceus is the source of this 477-nucleotide messenger RNA. RefSeq lists its product as uncharacterized. NCBI's taxonomy places the organism in Eukaryota, Fungi, Basidiomycota, Agaricomycetes, Boletales, Suillaceae. The transcript is spliced from 2 exons. Bases 1 to 477 code for a protein of 158 amino acids. The record is from RefSeq and is a predicted model, not a curated record.
AUGCUACGCGACGUCCACCUAUUCAAGUCCGUCGAAUACCACAAGGAUUUUUUCAUGGAGUACAAAAUGCACGCGGUACCCAUCCUCGUUCUCCUUCACAACACCCUCGCAGUAUACCUCGUGCACCUCUGCUUGAACGCUUUUCGCUUUUGCCUCUUCCGCCACUCUCGCUCCAAUACCGAUGGAGCAAUUGAACUACAGCAACGCCCAACGCGGUCCUCUUCUCUCAUCAGGGACCUCAUAUUGUCGAAGUUCCCACAGUACAAGAUUAGAAAGAUAUUUCGUUCUUCUUGUGCGUUUCGCGUCGCCCAUGGUUUAAUCAUUUCCGUCCAGACUUGUUUGUUUGCUCGCCGGCCAGAACGUGAGAAGGCGAAACGAGCACAAGCAACAGCAAGCUCAAUCGCACGGCCAAGCCAAGGCGUCCAUCAUCACAAAACUCAGCCCCUCCGACGCCUCAACCUCCGGGACACCUCAUAA